Dunckerocampus dactyliophorus (ringed pipefish) is the source of this 8580-nucleotide messenger RNA. Its product is annotated as phospholipid-transporting ATPase ABCA1-like. The transcript has 51 exons. The record is from RefSeq and is a predicted model, not a curated record. Gene Ontology annotation, cellular component: intracellular membrane-bounded organelle; membrane. Gene Ontology annotation, biological process: lipid transport; transmembrane transport. Lineage: Eukaryota; Metazoa; Chordata; Actinopteri; Syngnathiformes; Syngnathidae. Bases 318 to 7049 code for a protein of 2243 amino acids. Gene Ontology annotation, molecular function: ATP binding; ATP hydrolysis activity; ABC-type transporter activity.
GAAGAAGACAUGGCACCAGAACAAUGGAAAGCUCAGCUGUGACCUCCUUUAAGGCAACACCUGUGUUGGCAAACAUGUUCCCUCCAUCUGCAGAGAGGAGCAAAGAGUGGACGGUGUGUGGAGUAAAAGGAGACGACGCAGGUGGGCAGAGCUUCAAGUCAAUAAGGACUUCAAUGAGGACUUUUAUUUUGAUGCUUAAAUGCACAGCUCUCACAUGGCCGGCAGCAAGUGGUGACAGCAACACAGCUUGGAGGUUUUAUUAAGUGGACCAGUUGCCAUAGAGACGCGUUGGCAGGAUAUUGCCGGGAUAAGGCGUAAUGGGUCUCCUGACGCAGUUCGCUCUGCUCCUCUGGAAGAACUUCACUCUGCGAAAGAGACAAAAGGUGCGGUUAGUCGUGGAAAUUGUUUGGCCUCUCUUCCUGUUCUUCAUCCUGGUGUGGGUUCGCUUCACAAACGAGCCAACGUACAAAGGCCAAUGCCACUACCCGAAUAAAGCCAUGCCGUCGGCCGGCGUCUUGCCUUGGAUUCAAGGCAUGCUGUGUAACAUUGACAACCCCUGCCGGAGUCACCCGACACCAGGGGAGACGCCGGGACAAGUCAACAACUUUGACAACUCCAUAAUUUCUGGGAUGCUGAUCGAGCUGCAAGACCUCCUGGUAAACAGAUCCAUCGUCAGGAAUGUCCAACGACUAGUUGAUGAUGCCAACCAGUGGACUCUGGUCCUCUCCCAGUCCAGCUUCAGUAAUGUAGCGCUAAGGAGCAUUCUACAAGACAACGAAACAUUGUCGGCACAUUUGAGAGAGGAUUUGUCAGUGCCGCUUCCUGUGGUCGAAAGCCUCAUGACCGCAAAGAUUUACACCAGUCCGAUGACAGGCGUCCUGACACAAGGACAGCUGGUGGACAUCCUCUGUGAAGGUGAAGACAUAGACCAGUACAUCCAGUUCAGCAGCCCAGAUGAAAAGGACGCCUUUAAGAACGUCAGCUGUUCGCUGAGCCCUCAAGAGCUUGGAGACACCCAGCAGGAGUUCCUGCAGAACCUGGACCCCAGAAAAGUGUUUGGACGGCUAUUUUUGGAUGCAGCGGAUGUGCCAGCACUGCUUGCAAAAACCACAACAGAUGCGCUACCAGUGCUGAAGGAGGUGAAUCGCUUGCAGAACUCAGGGAUUGUCCAACUGUCUUCUUCGUUGGAAUUCCAAGGGGACAUGAUUGGCAGCAUCAAUAUGCUUCUGUGUGGAUGGCAGCUUGACACCAAUUCCACCAACGUGACCCUCGCUACCCCAGAGACAAGACAAGUGCUUAGCAACCAGUCUGUCUCCAGUGAGCACAACACUUCUAGUUCUUUUUGUCAAAGCCUGGUGGACACACUGAAGGGAACCCCUGGCCUGCGCUACCUUUGGAAGACCUUCAAGCUGUUUUUCCAAGGCAAAGUCCUUUUCACACCGGACACCCCUGCUGCUCGCCUCAUCAUGAAAGAGGCUAACAGCACCUUCAACGCCUUGGCUAUACUAAAAGAAAUGGCCGACGCAUGGAACAAGCUGGGGCCGCGUGUUUGGGAUUUCUUCCAGAACAGCCCACAAGUCAACAUAAUUCGGAAGCUGCUGGCCAAUCCGAUGUUUGCAGCAGUGCUCGACCAGCGUCUGAAUGGCACAGGCUUGACGUCAGCGCUUAUCGCCAACUUCCUCUACAAUGGUCCCCCGGAGGGUCGACCCGCUGACAUGCCGCCGUACGACUGGCGGAACUUUUACAACACCACCACCCAGAUGUUACAGUUUCUCUCCGACUUCUUGGGCUGCUUGGACUUGAACAAGUUCGAGGCGGUGCCGAGCGAAUCCCACCUGGUGAGCGAAGCCUUGGAGCUCCUCAAAAAUGACACUUUCUGGGCCGGCGUAGUCUUUCAGAACCUGGAGCCCGACUCCGACCAGCCGCCUCCUCAUGUGAGGUAUACGAUCCGCAUGGACAUCGACGAGCUGGAGCGAACCAACAAACUGAAAGAACGAUCAUGGUCUCCCGGGGCCCGAGACAACUCUGCUAAUGACCUGCGCUACAUCUGGGGAGGCUUUGCCUAUCUGCAGGAUAUGAUGGACCACGGCAUCAUAAAAACACACACGUCCAAGACACAACCACUUGGCGUUUUUGCUCAGCAAAUGCCAUACCCUUGCUAUGUAGAUGACACGUUCCUGCGAGCUCUGGCGCGCUCCCUCCCCUUGUACAUGACGCUAGCCUGGAUUUACUCUGUGGCCAUGAUCAUUAAGAGCAUCGUGGCUGAGAAGGAAGCCCGACUCAAGGAGACGGUGCGGAUCAUGGGCCUGAGGAGUUCCAUCCAUUGGCUGAGCUGGACUGUGUCCGGUGCGGUACCAUUGGCUGUCAGCUCUCUGCUUCUUGCACUUAUACUCAAGUACGGUAAAGUACUCCAGUAUAGCGACCCCACUGUCAUCUUCGUCUUCCUACUGGUAUUCUGCUUGGCCACCAUCACCCAGUGCUUCUUCAUCAGUGUCUUCUUCUCCAAGGCCAACCUGGCGGCGGCGUGCGGCGGUCUCAUCUACUUUGUCCUCUACCUGCCGCACGUCCUCUGCUAUGCCUGGAGGGACGUCCUCAGUUUUGGGGUUAAGGUUGCCGCGAGUUUAUUGUCCUGCGUGGCUUUCGGCUUUGGAUGCGAGAACUUCUCCAAGUACGAGGAGCAAGGUGUCGGCAUCCAGUGGUCCAAUGUGGGACAGAGUCCCGAGGACGGCGAGCGCUACACGUUCAUUGUGUCCAUCGCCAUGAUGCUGUUCGACGCCGUCCUCUACUGGACGCUCACGUGGUACAUUGAGAAUGUCUUCCCAGGCCAGUAUGGGAUCCCCAAGCCCUGGUACUUCCCUUUUACUGCAUCUUAUUGGUGCGGGAGGACACCCUUGCCUUCCAUUGUUGACGACCUGCAGAAGGACACGAACUUGGGCAAUGAAUAUCUGGAAAAGGCCGACCCCAAUAUGACAGCUGGGGUGUCGGUGCGGAACCUGGUGAAAAUCUACAAGACUGGAAAGAAGCUGGCUGUGGACGGGCUGAGCGUGGACUUCUACGAGAACCAGAUCACCUCCUUCCUGGGCCACAAUGGCGCCGGAAAAACCACGACGAUGUCCAUCCUCACGGGCCUCUUCCCACCCACAUCUGGUACCGCCCUCAUCAACGGCUACGACAUCCACACCGACGUAGACAGCAUCCGCAAGUACUUAGGAAUGUGUCCUCAACACAACGUCUUAUUUAAUGAGCUAACAGUGGAAGAGCAUAUAUACUUCUACGCCAGGUUGAAGGGACGUAGCGCCACUGAGGUGAAAGCGGAGAUGGACCAAAUGAUUGAGGAAAUUGGCUUGCCGCACAAGCGGAAGGACCUUGCCAAGAACCUAUCAGGUGGUAUGCAGAGAAAGCUGUCAGUGGCGAUAGCGUUUGUCGGCGGAUCAAGAAUAGUAAUCUUAGAUGAACCCACAGCAGGGGUGGAUCCCUACGCCCGCAGGGGGAUCUGGGAAUUGCUGCUAAAGUACAAACAAGGUCGCACUAUCAUCCUGUCCACGCACCACAUGGACGAGGCGGACAUCUUAGGCGACCGCAUCAUAAUCAUCUCCAAUGGCAAGAUGCGCUGCUGUGGCUCGUCCCUCUUCCUGAAGAAAUGCUUCGGCAGCGGCUACUACCUCACGCUAGUAUGCGAUGGGGUGGGCAAGAUGAGCGCACAGCGGGGCGGCGUCCUUAUUGAUCAGGCCAAAGAGGAGCAGCGACGCGCUUCCAAGCGAUGCAGCAUGGACGGCCACAUCGGGAGAUACACAUGGAACAGCAUGGAGCCUUCAGAUUUGACAGCACUCAGUCAGCUGGUGCACCGCCACAUCCCCCGGGCGCUCUUCUUGGAAUGCAUCGGACAGGAGAUCACCUACAUCCUGCCCUACGAUGGAGCCCAUGAUGGCUCCUUUGCCCGGCUCUUUCACGAUCUCGACCUGGCCAUGGCCGACCUGGGCUUGACCAGCUAUGGCAUCUCCGACACCACGCUGGAAGAGAUAUUUUUAAAAGUGGCAGAAGAUCCGGGAGCGGAUGCAGACAUUUCACACACAACAAAACGGGAGAGAAGCAGCGGAAAAUCCAAGCGGAACAGCAUUGUCCUCACCACCACCGUCCAUCCCGAAACGGAACAACAGGACGAGACGAGUGGUGAUGAAAAGAAGUUUGCAAGUAAAGUGGAAGAUCUACAGAGGAGUGGUGGUGGCGGACGAGGCUCGGCGGUGGUCACCGGAUGGGAGCUGAUCAGGCGUCAGUUCCUGGCACUCUUCAUCAAGCGCUUCCACCACGCCCGGAGGAGCCGCAAGGGACUCAUUGCCCAGGUGGUGUUGCCUGCCGUUUUUGUAUGCCUCUCCCUCAUCUUCUCACUCAUCGUCCCGCCGUUUUAUGAAUAUCCCAGGCUGGAACUCCAGCCCUGGAUGUACGGAUUGCCUCAAAGCACCUUUUUCAGUAAUGAUGCAGCAGAUAACACUGAGGUGUCUCAGGUGGUGGAAACCCUGGUGAACCAACCUGGCUUUGGUACCCGCUGCAUGGACGGAGAUCCCAUUCCGAAUCUGCCUUGCGUAUCCCUUGGCUCUGAUUGGCUGACUCCGUCUGUGGAUCAGUCAGUGGCCGACAUCUUCCUCCACGGCAACUGGAGCAUGUCUGACCCCUCACCAUCCUGUCAGUGCAGCACUCCUCAACGGGCCAUCAUGCUGCCCGACUGCCCCCCCGGUGCUGGGGGCCUGCCGCCUCCUCAGAGGAUCCAGAACACAACCGAUACGCUCCUGGAUAUGACAGGACGAAACAUGACGGACUUCUUGGUCAAGACGUACAAGUACUCGGGCAAAACAAGGUAUGGAGGGAUCACCGUUGGGGCAGUCAAUUCUCAAGUGCGUCUGAGUGAGGCGGCCAUUGAAGCCACGAUGGAGAAUUUAAAGGGACUCUUUGGUUCUUUCCAGGUAAACAUGACCGACGAGAUAUUCCAGACCAGUGAGACUCUGCUGAAGAAGCUUGGAACAAAACACAACGUCAAGGUGUGGUUCUACAACCAGGCAUGGCACGGCGUGGUGUCCUUCCUCAACGUGGCCAACAAUGCUAUCCUGAGAGGGAAUCUGCAGACGGGACAGGACCCCCGCCUUUACGGCAUCACCGUGUCCAACCACCCCCUUAACCUAACCAAAGAACAGCUGUCCUUCAUGGCCCUGGCCACGACGUCCACUGAUGUGGUGGUGUCCAUCUGCGUCAUAUUCGCCAUGUCCUUCAUCCCCGCCAGCUUCGUCCUCUUUCUCAUCCAGGAGCGUGUUAGCAAAGCCAAACAUCUUCAGUUUGUCAGCGGAGUCAACCCGGCCGUCUACUGGCUGGCCAAUUUCGCCUGGGACAUGUGCAACUACGCCAUCCCGUGCGUCAUCGUCAUCGUGAUCUUCCUGUGCUUCCAACAAGAAUCGUACGUCUCGCUGCACAACCUGCCUGCUCUGGUUUUGCUUCUGGUUCUCUAUGGGUGGUCCAUCACCCCCAUGAUGUACCCAGCGUCCUUCAUCUUCAGUGUCCCCAGCACUGCCUACGUGGUGCUAACAUGCAUUAACCUCUUUGUCGGCAUCAACGGCAGUGUGGCCACAUUCGUCAUGGAGCUCUUCGACGACGAGACAGUGUCCUACAUCAAUGACAUCGUCAAGCAAGUGCUCCUCAUCUUCCCUCAUUUCUGUCUGGGCAGAGGAUUGAUUGACAUGGCCAAGAACCAAGCCAUGGCUACACUCUUUAGCAGCUUUGGGGAGAACCGCUUCCAGGAUCCGCUUAGCUGGGACAUGGUGGGCAAGAACCUAUGUGCUAUGGCCAUACAAGGGGCGGCCAUGUUUGCAAUCACCAUUCUCAUCCAGUACAAGUUCUUCUGCAAGCCGAGGCAUAUUUCUGCAACUCCGCUAUCCGCCGAGGAGGAGGACAUCGACGUUGCUCAAGAACGGGAUCGGGUGUACACGGGAAAAGCCCAGAAUGACCUUUUGAGGAUCUACGACCUGACUAAGGUGUAUCCAGGGAAACGUACCCCUGCUGUUGACCGUCUAUGUGUGGGUGUGCCUGCAGCAGAGUGUUUUGGCUUGCUAGGAAUCAACGGUGCCGGGAAGACCACCACUUUUAAGAUGCUAACAGGUGACAUCCCUGUCUCUUGCGGAGAGGCCUUCCUCAAUGGAUACAGCAUACGAACAGAAAUGGCACACGUGCACCAGAACCUGGGCUACUGCCCCCAGUUCGACGCCAUCGACGAGCUGCUAACUGGCCGGGAGCAUCUGGAGUUUUACGCCAGAUUGCGAGGUGUUCCGGAAAAAGAGGUCGCCAUGGUGGCCGAGUGGGGCAUCCACAAAUUAGGCCUGGUCAAAUACGCCACAAAAUCAGCAGGGACAUACAGCGGCGGGAACAAGCGCAAACUGUCCACUGCCAUCUCCCUGAUUGGUUCCCCUACAGUCGUCUUCCUGGAUGAGCCAACCACUGGGAUGGACCCCAAAGCUCGGCGCUUCCUGUGGGACUGCAUCUUGAGUGUCAUCAAGGAGGGACGCUCUGUCAUUCUCACCUCACACAGUAUGGAAGAGUGUGAAGCACUGUGCACGCGCAUGGCCAUCAUGGUCAAUGGGCGCUUCAAAUGUCUCGGGAGCAUCCAGCACCUCAAGAACAGGUUUGGUGAUGGCUACACAGUGAUCAUACGGGUCUCCGGCUCCCCUCCACUGUUGAAACCCGUAGAGGACUUUGUCAGUCAUGCAUUCCCAGGAAGUGUCCUGAAGGAGAAGCACCACAACACGCUGCAGUACCAGCUUGCUUACAGCCAGGGGGCGCUGGCGCACAUCUUCAACCAACUCAGUAGACAGCAGGAGAAGCUGUGCUUGGAGGACUACUCUGUGUCCCAGACCACUCUAGACCAGGUGGCGGGGGCUGAGGAUUUUUUUUUUUCUCACAAUUGCUUUAAAUUGUGGGGCUUAUUGUUGAUCCCUGUCUACCUUAUAGACUUACUUGACCUUGUUUUUUUUUUACCCAACGACCCACCACCAUCGCACACUCAGUGGUGAGUGUGUCUACUCUCAAAAGCCUGCUAUUACCUCAGCGUCGGACGACCAGGUGGGAGGCGAGGAUGACCUCUAAGGAGGCCAGAAAGGUCGUUGGCCCACACCACGGGCUCUUGGAAAAUGUGUUGUCUAAUGUGGCAGUUGAGUGUUUUCCCAAAAGUCCAAAAAACUGGGGGGAAAUAAACAUUAUUGUCCAGUAUAUUCUGCAUAUGUAUGCAUUAACCCUUGCUGUUAGCCUCAGACCUGCAGAUGUCAGUAUGUAAAUCAAAGCUGAGACAGGAGGUCAUGUGACGAGGUCGCACGGAACCUGUCGGGAGGUCGAGACGCUCGCCACUCAGUUGGUGAUUUAUCAAGAGGAGGACUCGACCUCAAGUAGAGCUCUGGGCUCACACUACAAUUAAUAUUGAUCCCAGCCAGCUAGGCUUGCGCUGAUAUGUGGACGGGAAAGUCACCAUUUUGAAAGGAGAACGUGACUUUAAUGGCAAAAUAAUUUGAACAAAUGUGAUUGAAUAUAUGAACAUGAAAAAAGCAUUUUUAAUGUAAAACUGGUCAAUUUUAUUGAGAAUAAAAGCCUUGAUAAUGCGCACUUCCAGUCCUAUAGUUGACGCUAGUUGACGCGACAGUGGUUGACUAUCAAUUGAAGACUGAGUGGUUUUAUAUGAAUUAAUAAAAAACAUUAAAUUAGUUUAAAUACAAUAUUUAAAAAUAUUUACAUUAAAAAAUGGCAUUAAAAAUAGGACAAUAUUUUAACAGCACAAUAUUGAAUAUUGAUUCUUAUAAUAAAUCUAGUUUUCCACACUUUAAAUGCCUCCACGUGUAAUUUUACUGCCAAAAUAUAUGCAGUGUUUUUCAUUUUUAAAUAUUUUGGAUUUGUACAGCUACUUUUAUAUUAUUUUAUGGACUUUUUCACUAUUUUUUCUUAUUUUUGUAACUAUUUUUUGUAAAUAUUCUCUAGCUAUUUUUUCACUUAUGCUGAGGUUUUACAUUCCAAAAUAAAAUAGUUUUAUUCAAUUUUUUGGUUUUAUUUUCUUUAUUUUCUGCUCAUUUCUUUUAUGUGCCGUGGAACCUCGGUAAGCGUUUCCACAAGGUCUGACUCAAAGUGAAGUGGGGGGGGGAGAAUGCGAUUUCACGACAGCAGCGGACCUGAAAAAAGGCUGAAAAUUGAUCAAUAAAAAAAGCAGAGGCUUGUGGCGUAAGUGUGUUACUUAGCAAAGAACUACAUAGUCAACCACUGAUGACAUCAUAGACGGCCGACUGAGCUGGGGUACAAUGACUUCCUGUUCCGGUUUCCAGUUCAGAGCACGCUAACAUUAAGGACACAGUGGGACUCACACGCUGUUUUAAUAACACUUGAAGGUGUACUAACCAGGAAAUGGACGCAAACCGUGGCAACAUUUUUGUGUACAUUUUCGGGAUAAAUCAACAGGCAAACUGGCUGACUGGGCUAAUUACACUGUGGUUUGAUACUCCUUUUAUAUAUUCAUCUACCACUGUUUGUCUCUUUUUUUUAUGUGAUUUAUGACGGUUUCAUUUU